Messenger RNA from Vigna unguiculata (cowpea), 1283 nucleotides. Its product is annotated as gamma-glutamyl hydrolase-like. Gene Ontology annotation, biological process: tetrahydrofolylpolyglutamate metabolic process. NCBI's taxonomy places the organism in Eukaryota, Viridiplantae, Streptophyta, Magnoliopsida, Fabales, Fabaceae. Gene Ontology annotation, cellular component: vacuole. The record is from RefSeq and is a predicted model, not a curated record. Gene Ontology annotation, molecular function: gamma-glutamyl-peptidase activity.
CCAUUUUCCUUCAAGCUCCAACAUUAGUCCCCUUCUGUACCAUGGCAAACAACACCGUUUUCAGCCUUUUCUUUUUCGUUACUCUCUUCACAUGCCUUGUCGCUGCCAUUGUCAACAAUGACCACAUUUUAUUGCCGAGUCAGCUCCACCAGGACAACUCACUGAGUUCGUCCUCGAGUUGCACGGCACCCGACCCAAAGCUUAACCCGCGCCCGGUCAUCGGAAUCCUGUCGAACCCCGGCGACGGAGCCGCCGGCCGCCUCAGCAACAGCAGCGGCAUUUCAUACAUCGCCGCCUCCUACGUCAAGUUCGUGGAGUCCGGUGGUGCUAGAGUUAUUCCUCUUCUCUACAACGAGUCACCGGAUAGCCUUCUCGCGAAACUGUCUUUGACAAAUGGAGUGAUCUUCACUGGUGGGUUGGCUUCAUCUGGUCCAUAUCUCAAAGCCCUUCAAUUUGUUUUUCAGGCAGCUUUAGAGAGAAAUGAUGCUGGUGAACACUUCCCAGUUCUUGGCCUCAACUUAGGUGGAAACCUGCUAAUAAAGAUCGUAGCUGAACAAGCUGAUGUUCUUGAAACAUUCAAUGCAUCGAGCUUGCCGAGUUCUCUUCAAUUGUGGAUUAAUGCACUUGAAGAUGGAAGUCUAUAUCAAACUUUUCCUUUAGAUUUGUUGCAACUGGUGAGAUCAGAGUGUCUGGUCCUGCACAAUCAUAGAUAUGCCAUAACCCCACGCAGGCUUCAAUAUAACAGAAAAUUAUCCAGCUUUUUUGACAUUUUGGCAACAUCCACAGACAGAGAUAACAAGGUUUUUGUUUCCACGGCACGUGGUACGAAAUAUCCUGUGACUGUUAACCUAUGGAACCCAGAGAAAAAUGCCUUUGAAUGGGCCACAUCUUUGAAAGCCCCUCACACAGCGAAUGCAGUUCUGGUUACUCAGUCCGCUGCAAACUUUUUCGUGAGUGAAGCUAGGAAAUCCUCAAACAGACCUGAUGCUCAGGCAGUGCGAGACAAUCUGAUCUACAACUACAAGGCCACUUAUAGUGGAGUUGCUGGGAAAGGAUUUGAUCAAGUCUAUAUCUUUGAGUGACUCUAAGUGUUGGGAGUUUCAUUGAGUGUGAUUUUGUGCACAAUAAAUUAUGAACGGUGGAUGUGUUUCGAGGAAUAAAAGUUUGUGCACACUGAUGUUUGUAAUAUGCUUAAUAUCGGGGCAUUGCUCUGCUUAUCAAUGAGAUAUUAUAAUGUUGUUGUCCCCAAACCUUAGUGUGUUAUUGAGAGCAAUUUAAACUUA